Gilbertella persicaria is the source of this 984-nucleotide messenger RNA. RefSeq lists its product as uncharacterized. The transcript is spliced from 2 exons. Lineage: Eukaryota; Fungi; Mucoromycota; Mucoromycetes; Mucorales; Choanephoraceae. Gene Ontology annotation, molecular function: (3R)-hydroxyacyl-[acyl-carrier-protein] dehydratase activity. Gene Ontology annotation, cellular component: mitochondrion. Bases 56 to 946 code for a protein of 296 amino acids. The record is from RefSeq and is a predicted model, not a curated record.
AAGAAAAAUAAUCUUUUUUUUUUUUUUCCUUCUCAAUAAAAAAAAAAAAAAAAACAUGUUAAAAAGAGAUUGGAUUAAAAUACGUACUUAUUCAACACAACGUAUUAAAGAAUGGGAAAAACAAACAAAGGCAACUGUCCUAACGACAUUUGAUACGAUCAGUCCUUCUCGUUAUAACCUUUUAGCCAACACAUUAGGUCAUGAUGCGCAUGAUCAGAUGCCACCAUCAGGUACUGUCAUCCCACCUUGUUGGCAUCAUGUGUACUUUCCACCCCGUACACAAGAACAUGAUCUUGCUCAUGAUGGAUAUGAGACCGAGUUUUUUCCUCCUCCUCCAUUCUCUCAACGCAUGUGGGUAGGUGCUCGUAUGACAUGGAACCCUUCCAAUCCAUUAAAAAUAGACGAUCAAGUCAAGAUGGUCACUCAACUCGAUCAUGCUCAAGUCAGAGAAGGGCGUCUGGGUGAGUCUGUGAUGGUCUGGAUCAACAAAGAUAUUGAGAAUCAAAAGGGCUGGUCUAUGCAAGAACAACGUUGCUUAGUCUAUCAUCCUCCACAAGAAGAAGCGAAUACAACCCGAGGUAUUCAAGUAAGGAAAUCACCUGGGUUUUAUAGAACAAUGACACCUAGUUCCAUCUUAUUAUUUCGGUAUUCUGCACUGACAUUCAAUUCGCAUAAAAUACACUUUGAUCAUCUGUAUGCAACCCAAGUCGAAAAGCAUCCUGCCUGUCUUGUCCAUGGUCCUCUCAGUGGUACAUUAUUGAUGCAUUUACUAGGCACACAAACAAAUAGGCCCUUAAGCACAUUUGAAUAUAAAUGCUUAAUGCCUCUGUAUGUCCAUCAACCCUUGACAUUAGCAGGCAGGCAAUCAAAAGACAAGACAUAUGAACUCUGGAUCACAAACAGUGCAGGUCAUUUAGCAGUCAAAGGUACUGCUACUGUUGCUUAAUGCUUUAUUAUUAUUAUUAUUAUUAUUAUUAUUAUUAU